This is a messenger RNA of Drosophila miranda, 8233 nucleotides long. It is a transcript of the gene rudhira, whose product is annotated as breast carcinoma-amplified sequence 3 homolog. The transcript is spliced from 8 exons. Lineage: Eukaryota; Metazoa; Arthropoda; Insecta; Diptera; Drosophilidae. Gene Ontology annotation, cellular component: cytoplasm. The record is from RefSeq and is a predicted model, not a curated record. The coding region runs from base 1556 to 7972 and encodes 2138 amino acids. Gene Ontology annotation, biological process: response to starvation; autophagy.
GCAGCGACAGCGACAGAGCAGCGACCAAAAAAAAUAACAUAAAUUGUGUAAAGUGCAAGAGGUUAUACGUUAUACAAAAGAACUAUAAGACGAAAAUCCGUGGAAGAGUAGAAAGGCUGGUCGAAUAUAUGAACAUAUAUAUUUGCAUAAGUAAAAGUAAAUUUUUUUGUUUUUGUUUGGAGGAUUUUUUAUUGUGUUGUUGGUGCAGCAGCAGCGCAACGCAGAAGUGAAAUCGAUAAAUAACGGCAUAACGAAGAACGUAAACAAGGCAAAGCAACAGAAUAACCCCGCAAACAAAACGCAACAACAAAACGUAUAGAUUUAAUGUCGCAGUUAAUUUGUGUGUUAGAAAGAAACAGCAAUAGCAAAAGCCACAGCAACAGAAACAACAACAACAGCAGCAGCAGCUGAGGCAGCAACAACAAAAAAUCAUAAACGAAAAACGUACGACGCAACCGACUGCGUGUGUGUGUGUGUGUGUGCAAGAGCAGGAUAGCCAGAAAGCCAUAGUGCGAGGCUACGUGUGUGUGCAAGCGAGCGAGCAAUAGGGCUCUACGUCGACGGCGGCGGUGGCAGCGACAGCGACAGCGACGACAACAACAAUUUUGACACAAUUUUAAAAAAAAACUUCAAGCGCUUUGCAGUUGAAAGUUUGUUUCUAAGCCCGACUUUUGUCUGCUCUUAAGAACAGAAAAAGAGCACAUUUGUGUGUGUUUCCCUCCCACACGCACACACACACACACACACACACACACACACUACAAACCGACCAUUUUACGGUGGGCGUGUCGUUAGUGACGCAGGCACUCUCCACUCUGCAGCACCCAAAAAAAAAACUCAAGACGCAGUUUUGGAUUGUUGCUGCCGCUGCCGCCUGCAACAACGGAUGAUAACAAACCCAACAAGACCAACAAAGAGCCACCAUCAUCUACUCUCUCGAUGAUCGCACCCCCUCCAACGAACAUCAACUAAUAAGAUCAAGGAAAACAACAACAGCGGAAAGGGAGGCAGAAGAAGCAGCAGCUGAAAACAUAUGAUUUUUGUUUGUGUUGUUGUUUUUGCGCGCGCUCUGCUGUUGCUGUUGCGGGGAACAAUUGGAAAGGGAACGCGCGAAUAGAAAGAGGGGAAAAAGAGUGAACGGUGCCAAGUGCCUGGCUGCUGAUUCAGACCAACGGACCACCACAAGGCAAGAAGAGUGGGUUGACGACAACAGUGCCAGAAGCAAAAGCAAAAGCAGCGCCGUGGGAAUAGAGAAGCAAUUGAGAGAGGCAGCAGCGCAGAGGCAGAGACAGCGCAGCGCCCAUUCCCAUUCCAGAUUGAACAGACAGGCUGUCUCUGCUAGGGGCUUCGACGCCGACGAGUAACAAGCGUAGCAGCCAGUAGCAAUAGCAGCAGUAGGUGGUUCCAACAGCUGACUCUGCUGCCAGUGUGCCACCCGCCACCCGCCACCGGCCACCCGACAACCGCAGCUGUGGAGAGCAGCGCCCGUAGAGGAGAGCCAGACAAAGAGUAACAAUCUAUACGACCCGAUAACCACAAAAAUCCCAUCCACAUCAUGUCCGCGGACUCGCCACGCCGCCAUCCGUCCGGCGUUGGCGGGGGCGGUGGCGGUGUCGGAGGAGGAGGAUUGCGAGGCGGCGGUGGCCUGGCUGUGCCGGCAAUAGUGCCGCCCCAGACGGUAUCGGAUCGCUCGAUACUGGACUCGGCCAUUGGGUUCAUCAACGAUGUCACCCUGGCCAAUCAGCCGGUGCAGGAUCCCAAGGACACGAUCACAUGGGCCCGCUUCGAGACCUGUGCGGACGUGAGUGAUCCCCGUUUCGGCGAUGACUGGGAGCUGGAGGGGAAUGCUGCCCCGCCGCUCCUCCUAAUCCUCGGCUAUGGCCUGGGGGUGCAGGUCUGGGCCAUACCCGCCAACGGGGAGGCCGUUGAAGUGCUGUCCUGGCGCCAUGGCGUCGUCACAGCCCUCCGAGUGCUGCCCACACCGGCCACGGCGGCGGCCCUUGACGAGAACGGGCGGGCCGAUGAACCAGUGGAUGCCUUUGCCGAGAAGCGACCCCUGGUUGCCCUCGUCGAUGGUGGCAGUGCGGCGGCAAGCGGCUUGCUGGCCGGCGUCGGCGGCGGCUCUGGCAUCGGUGGGGGCAGCGGCGGUGGGAUCAGUUCUGGCAGCGGUGGCAGUGCCUCUGGAAUGGCCCAAUUCAGUGCCGUCAAUUUUCUGUCGCUCAAGACGGGCGUUCAGGUGAAGACAAUCAAGUUCAAGAACGCGGUGCUCGAUAUCCAGGCCAAUCGGUCGGCGGUGGUCAUCACGUUCCAUGAAAGGAUCGCCGUGUUCGAUGCCCGCACCCUGGAGGAUCGCCUAACCAUCACAACCUGCUAUCCCAGUCCGGGAAUCAAUCCCAAUCCAAUUGCCCUGGGACCCCGGUGGCUGGCCUAUGCAGAGCACAAGCUGCUGCACUCCAAGCGCAGCGGCGGCGGCUGCGAUGGCGAGGGUGUGCCCAGCUAUACGGCCACUGUGCUGAAUGCGGCCAAAUCGCUGGGCAAGGGUCUGCGAGAGCUGGGCGAACAGGUGGCCGCCGGUCUGACUGGGGCCACGGCUGGCAGCGGUGCCAGCUCCAAGAGCAGCAGCUUCGAUUCGGCCAGCGGGGGUCCGGAUGCCAAGCAGUCCGGCGUGGUCACCAUUAUCGAUGUGAAGCAUCCUGUAAAGGACUACAGCCCCACGACGGGCACACCCUUGAGCUCGACAGGCGGCGCCCAGGCGGGCGGUGAUCCGAUUGUGGCCCAUUUUGUGGCCCACAGCGAGGCACUAGUGGCCAUGGAGUUUGACAGCUCUGGGAUGCUGCUGCUGACGGCCGAUCGACGCGGACACGACUUUCAUGUCUUCCGCGUGCAACCGCAUCCGGUGGGGCCCUGUCUGGCGGCAGUGCAUCAUCUGUAUGUGCUCCAUCGGGGCGAUACGAGCGCCAAGGUGCAGCACAUUGCCUUCUCGCUGGACUCGCGCUGGGCGUCUGUGUCCACGCUACGCGGCACCACCCACGUCUUCCCCAUAACGCCCUACGGUGGGGCCAUGGGCGCAAGGACGCACACAUCGCUGCAUGUGGUCAACAAACUGUCGCGCUUCCAUCGCAGCGCCGGCCUUGGGGCCGACGGACGCUCCAGCUCUCCCAUUUCGCACUCGGAAAGCACCACAUUUGUGCAGUCGCUGCAGCCGUAUCACAAUCCCACGCUUCCCCCCUAUCCGCGGCCGUCGGUGGUCCAGCCCCUGGCCCAGCUGCGACAGCCAUUUACCCUUGGUUCGCCGCCUGGUUCGGCUGGCGGCCUUGGGGGCGUAGUGGGUGUGGGGGCCGGCGUCGGCGGAGGUAUUGGUGUGGGGAGCCAUGGAGGCGGCAUCGGCGGUGGCAUCGGUGGCGGCAACAGCAGCCAGAGACAGCGACAGCGACUCUCCUCGCUGUCGGAUGACAGCGGAAAGCCAUUGAGCGUCUGCUCGAUAUUCGCCAAAUCGCGCUCCUGGCUGCUGGAGCCGCUGACGACAACAAGAGAGGCACCGCAUCGCGUCCAGCGCAAGGCCGUCGACUCGCUCUUCGUGAUGGCCGGCCAUGGAGCACUCAUCCAGUAUGAUCUGGACACGAAGUUACCCUCAAAUGUUGCCAAAGAGAAGAUUUGUGAUGACACGCCCAUUGAACUGGAGGUGGAGGCCCGAGCCCAAUGGAAUCUGGGGCGACGCAAGGAUGGAUCUCAUGAAAUCGUACCACCGCUGGCGCUAGACAAUUGGCUGAUCAAGGAUCGCCAUUGCAGCCUGCUGCUGGACAGUGCCCAUCAAUUCGAUGAGCCCGACGAGCGUGCCGAGAGCUGGUUGGCCCAGGUCGAGAUCAUAACGCAUGCGGGACCGCAUCGACGUCUCUGGAUGGGGCCGCAGUUCGUUUUCAAGAACUACAAUACGCCCAGCGGCUCAAAUUUGAAUCAUGUGGAUGCUGAGGCUGUGGAGAUAGGGGUUACAAAGACGACAACCACAACGCUUCCCUCAACGGCGGCUGCCUCGUCAACUGGCGCUGGUGUAGCCACCGGAGUGGCAGCCAAGGAGCGCUCGAGUCCCCUGAAUAUGCCACUGAGUGCGGCUGCCUCAUUGGCUGCGGCCUCUGGCGUGGGAAGCACUGCAGGUCGUACUGGCCCUGGAGUGCCGGUGCUUAUCGAAUCCGGUUCGUAUAGUAGCAUUGAGCAGAGCCCCAAGCUGAUGGAUCGCUUCCGGCAUGGCCACUUGGACUCGGACUAUGGGCAUGGCGAUACGCGGCUAAAGGAGGACCUGGCCGAUGCCAUGCGAGAGUCGCCAUCAAUGGCAGCCACAAGACGCGAAACGGGCCAGCCAUCAGGUUGUUCGGCCUCGGCUUCUGUGGCGGCAGCCUCCUCCUCCGUCUCGGCCAGCGACAAUGUCUGCUACUACGACGCCCUCGCCGAGCACGAGCAUCUGAACGAACCCGAUCCCGAUGCCGACGUGGACGGAGGAGGUGAGGCGCCGGACGAUGAGGCGGCUCUGGCGGCACCGGAGGCGCGGGCCCAGGCCAAGGUGGAGCGCCGCCACCUGAUCGAGCACAUGAGAUUGGGCAGCGACGGCAGCCCCGGCAGCAGCAGCAGCAGCAGCAUGGCCGCCCUGGCCUCGGUGCUGCCCAACAUCUGCAGCUACGAUUAUCCCACCGGAGGACAUCACUACAGCGGCGGCCAUUCCAGGAUCGAGAAGAUCGUCAAUCCGCUGGGAACGGUGACGGACGUGAAUGCGGGCAUCUCGGGGGAGCUGCAGACGGACAUGCUGGACGAGGUGGUGUGCCAGCUGGCCGCCGAGGAGAGCGUCAUACACGAGAACUGUGACGAGGCUCUCUUCCGGCCGGUGGUGGCCAUCUUCUGCAACGACCUGGUCGAACAGCGCAACCAUCAGCAGCAGCUGUUGCUCGCCAAGGAAGAGCAGGCCGCCGCUGCCGCUGGCUUGGGUCUGGGGUCGAAGGGCGGCGAGAAUGAUCACUGCAAGCCGCCGGUGGUGCUGGCCAACAAGCUGAUUGUCCCUGUCAUUGCCAAGGAGGUGGACGAGGUGCUUGUCCAAAAGGAGAAGCAAAAGUCACAGAGGUCCCAGCACCAAAAGGCGCAGCAGCAGAAGUCGCAGCUCAGAUCCCUUGCCGCUGCCGAAGAUGCGGCCCAGGCGCAGCGAUUUGCCGAGCUCUCGCAUCUCAACAAGCCCAAAGGAGGGGCUAAUCCGAGUCCCAGCAACAACAGCAAUAACAGCAAAACUGCCAGCAGUCAGAGGAGCGCCACAGAGGAGGCGGCGGAGAAGGAGGAGGAGAAGGAGGCCAGUGGUGGCAAGGCGUCCAAGAAAUCCAAGCCAGCCAGGCAGAAGAUGAUCCUCAACAACAGCAGCACCAGCAGCACCAGCACCAGCAAAGGAGCAGACAAGAAGCUGCCUUCAGUGGAAGCGGAAGCGAAGGAGAAGCUCAAGAAGCAGUCGAAGGAGUUGCAGCCGCAGAAUCGAUUGCAGGAUCUUGAUGAAAUAGUUGUAGUCAUGGAAGAGGAUGGGGAGGAAUCGGAGCCAGAGGCAGAGUCGGAUCAUGCCGAUAGUUUGCUGGCCAAUAAGAGCAGCAUUGCCGCUGUCAUGGUGAGCAGUGCCAGCGCCCAAGGAUUGAGUCUCCUUGUGGAGACGACCACUCAGACGGGGGAGGAUGAUACAGAGGAGGAGGAGGAGGCUGAAGAUGAUGAUGAUGUGGAGGAGGAGGAGGAGGAGGAGAAGAAGCCAGAAACCAUGACAAUCGAAAAAGAGAGACUCAAAGAGAAGGAGAAACUUCCAGGGAAGGAAAAGCUAAAGCUGGAAAAGGAGAAGGAGAAGCUUCGGGAGAAGGAGAUUAUCCAGGAGAAGCAGAAGCAAAAGGAAAAGGAGAAGCUGAAGCUGGAAAAAGAGAAGCAGCUCCAAGAGAGGGAAAGGGAGAAGGAAAAGGAAAAGGAGAAGGAAAAACUAAAGCUCGAGAGGGAAAAGCAGAAGCUGGAGAAAGAAAGGCUUCAAGAGAAGGAAAAGCUGAAGCUCGAAAAGGAAAAGCAGCUCCAAGAGAAGGAGAGAUUGAAGCUCGAAAAGGAAAAGGAGAAGCAGCUCCAAGAGAAGGAGAGAGAAAGAGAAAGAGAGAGGGAAAGGGAGAAGCUAAAACUCGAAAAGGAAAAGCUAGAACAAGAAAAGCUUCAAGCUAAAGAAAGGGAAAAGGAAAAAGAAAAAGAAAAGGAGAAGCUUCGUCUCGAAAAGGAAAAACUUCAGGAAAAGGAGAAGCUCAAAGAGAAGGAGAAACAGCUCCAGGAGAAGCUCAAGCUGGAAAAGGAGAAGGAGAAACUGCUCGAGAAAACCAAGGAAAAAGAGAAGAUCCCAAGCCAGGAGAAGGGCAAAGGCAAAGCAGCUGAGAUCUCUCCGCCAACCGCGAGCUACUGGGUAAAAGUGAUAGAGGAACCGGCCCCCAGCAAGAAACCUACUGCCGCCUCCACCGUGGCCACCGCAGUGGCCCAGUCCAGUCCCACUCCCAGUCCCAGUCCCUGGAAGAGAGUCGGAGUCGUCGGCGAUGACAGCGCCGCCAAGCAGGACUAUCCCACGCUGGGCAAGAAGCUGAGCAAGCCCAGCAGUCCGGAGAAGCUGGCCUCCGCCCCAGAGCCGAGCCCGUUCGCCAAGCCCCGAGCAGCCAAAGAGAACUUUGAGGACUUUCUGAGCGGAAUGGAGGCGCUGCCACCGCUGCCCGAUCUCGAGCCGCUCGAGGUGAAGGCGAGUGAGCCGCCGCACCUCAGCCCGGAGGGGGGGACGCCGCUCAGCCUGAUCAAUUUCGAGAGUCCGCUGCAGGAGAGUGCGACGGAUAUGCCGAUCAAGAUCACGCCGCCGCCACGGGGAUUCACCGAGAAGAACCUUGUGCUGGCCCUGUGCGGAUCCCUGCACUAUGAGGACGAGCAGGAUCGGCAGAGGGAUCGGCUCCGGGACCGGCAGCUGGAGGAGCCCAAAGUGGAACUGGAACUGAAGUCCCACCCGUACGUGUUGCUGAUGGCCGGAGAGGACCAACAGCAUACGUCGCUGGGCACUCAGAAGUCCACAUCCACGUCGAACAACUCAUCCGGCUCCGAGGAGAUCAUCCUCAUGGAGGAGCCAACCAGCAAGAAGCUCAGCAAGAAGCACAAACGAAUGAAGCAGCUCCAGCUCCAGCAGCAGCAGCAGCAGCGCGAGAAAGAGCGAGAGCGGGAGCGGGAAAGGGAGAAGGAGCGUGCCAGAGAGCGGGAGCCAGAGCCAGAAGAUGAGGAACUGCGUCCGCUUAUCAGCAUCAGUAUGUGCGACUCCCAGCUGGAGAGCCACUCGCCCAUUAAAGUGGCAAAGGCCAGUCGAACAGAGGAGCCUGCCGAUGCGGACGAUGAUGAUGAUGAGGAGGAGGCGGAAGCGGAAGCGGAAGCGGAGGGGGAGGACGAAGAAGAGGAGGAGCUGAGCCAAACACUGCCCGAGGAUUUGCUGCACUUUGGGAGCAGUGGCGUGGCGACCAGCGGCACCACCGCCACUACGAACACCGCAACCACCACAGACAGCGAGGGACCCAUCCCGGCCACCACAUCCGAUGACAAUCUCGUCUAUAGUUCAUCCGCAGCCGCAUCGCCCCCGCACAAGCUCAAGACCAAGAAGCUGGAGCAUAAAAUCAAUCUGAUAGCAGCCAUCGAGGCGGCCACCUCCUCGUCCACUUCCUCGGCGGAGGAGAGCAGCGUGGAGACGGCCGGUCCCAUCGGCAGUGGACCCCAUGCGGAUGCGAGCCCAUCGCCAGGCACGGCCACGGCCACCUCGGCCCCCAACUCUGGCGGUGCGUCAGCGAGCUCUGCCAUUCCCGCGACCGCAUCCAGCUCCUCCGUUGUGGGCCUCCAUGUGGGCUCCACUGUGGGCAUGGGCGUGGCCAGUCAGGCGAGUGCCACAAAGAAGAAGACGAAGCGGCGCAAGAGAUAAGAAUUAGUGAUUUGUUUGCUGUGCGUCUUCAGUCUUGUUGUGCUCUGGCAUCUGUAUGCAAGCCAAGAGAGAGUGGGAAGUACGAGUAUCAGUGCCCGUAGCAGUGCCAGUGCCAGUGCCCUCUUCCAGGAGCUGCAGGACCAGGAGCAAUCACCGCCACCACAGUCUGACACGGACCAGGACGAGGAUCAGCCGCAGCAGCAGCAGCAGCAGCAGCUACCGGUGAAAGACAUUGCCAGGGCCAAGUAGGAGCUAAGACAA